UCGCGUGCUGUGACCCGAGAGCGGGGAGGGCGGAGACUGUGCGGGAGCGGAUCCUUUGGCCCGCCCUACCGAAGUCCGCGAGGCAGCGUGGUGACCGCUGUCCCGUCCCGUUGUCCCGAUGCCGAGCGCCAACGCCAGCCGCAAGACUCAGGAGAAGCCGCGGGAGGUCAUGGACGCGGCGGAAGAUUUUGCUAAAGAAAGAUAUGGAGUAUCUUCAAUGAUACAGUCACAAGAAAAAUCAGAUCGAGUUUUGGUUCGGAUUAGUGAAUUGACAGUACAAAAAGCUGAUGAAGUUGUUUGGGUGCGUGCAAGGGUUCAUACAAGCAGAGCUAAAGGAAAGCAGUGUUUCUUAGUCCUGCGUCAGCAGCAAUUUAAUGUCCAGGCUCUUGUGGCAGUGGGAGACCAUGCAAGCAAGCAGAUGGUUAAAUUUGCUGCCAACAUCAACAAAGAGAGCAUCGUAGAUGUAGAAGGUGUUGUAAGAAAAGUGAAUCAGAAAAUUGGAAGCUGUACACAGCAAGAUGUAGAGUUACAUAUUCAAAAGAUUUAUGUUAUCAGUUUGGCUGAACCCCGUUUGCCCCUGCAGCUGGAUGAUGCUAUUCGGCCUGAGAUAGAAGGAGAAGAGGAAGGAAGAGCUACUGUUAACCAGGAUACAAGAUUAGACAACAGAGUCAUUGAUCUUAGGACAUCAACUAGUCAGGCAAUCUUCCGUCUCCAGUCUGGCAUCUGCCAUCUUUUCCGAGAAACUUUAGUUAACAAAGGUUUUGUGGAAAUUCAAACUCCUAAAAUUAUUUCAGCUGCCAGUGAAGGAGGAGCCAAUGUAUUUACUGUGUCAUAUUUUAAAAAUAAUGCAUAUCUGGCUCAGUCCCCACAGCUGUACAAGCAGAUGUGUAUUUGUGCUGAUUUUGAAAAAGUUUUCUGUAUUGGACCAGUAUUCAGAGCUGAAGACUCUAAUACCCACAGACAUCUAACUGAAUUUGUUGGUUUGGACAUUGAAAUGGCUUUUAAUUACCAUUACCAUGAAGUUGUGGAAGAAAUUGCUGACACAUUAGUACAAAUAUUCAAAGGACUUCAAGAAAGGUUUCAAACUGAAAUUCAGACGGUGAGUAAGCAAUUCCCAUGUGAGCCAUUCAAAUUUUUGGAGCCCACUUUAAGACUAGAGUAUUGUGAAGCAUUGGCUAUGCUAAGGGAAGCUGGAAUUGAAAUGGGAGAUGAAGAAGAUCUGAGUACGCCAAAUGAAAAACUGUUGGGUCGUUUGGUAAAGGAAAAGUAUGAUACAGAUUUUUAUAUUCUUGAUAAAUACCCAUUGGCUGUAAGACCUUUCUAUACCAUGCCAGACCCAAGAAAUUCUAAACAGUCCAACUCUUAUGACAUGUUCAUGAGAGGAGAAGAAAUACUGUCUGGAGCUCAAAGAAUACAUGAUCCUCAGCUGCUAACAGAGAGAGCCUUACAUCACGGAAUUGAUUUGGAGAAAAUUAAGGCAUACAUCGAUUCCUUCCGCUUUGGCGCCCCGCCUCAUGGUGGUGGAGGCAUUGGGUUGGAACGAGUGACUAUGCUGUUUUUGGGAUUGCACAAUGUUCGUCAGACCUCAAUGUUCCCCCGUGAUCCCAAACGACUCACUCCUUAAAGAAACCCAUGCUUUAUAUUUUGUCCAGUAACCUGCUAUUGAUCAGGCAGCACCUUGGGUACUUAAAAUAUGCUUAUCUAAAGUGCCACAAUUACUUUUGGACUAAUUCAAUAUAGGUUACUUUAAAAGAAAAGAUUUUUAUAACUUUGGACAUGCUUCAGUAGGAAAUAGUUAAACAUUUUAAUGAAAAAGUCACAUGAUUAUGUUAAAAAUUAAUAUUUGCAU
Molossus molossus (Pallas's mastiff bat) is the source of this 1849-nucleotide messenger RNA. RefSeq names its product aspartyl-tRNA synthetase 1 (gene DARS1). The record is from RefSeq and is a predicted model, not a curated record. Gene Ontology annotation, molecular function: ATP binding; RNA binding; aspartate-tRNA ligase activity. Gene Ontology annotation, biological process: aspartyl-tRNA aminoacylation. NCBI's taxonomy places the organism in Eukaryota, Metazoa, Chordata, Mammalia, Chiroptera, Molossidae. The transcript has 16 exons. Bases 119 to 1624 code for a protein of 501 amino acids. Gene Ontology annotation, cellular component: cytosol; aminoacyl-tRNA synthetase multienzyme complex; cytoplasm.